AUGAAUAAACUUAAUGACCACCACUAUCAACAACAACAAGGUGCUAGCAGUAGUUCAGAAAUUGAACAAUUACAUGAUCGUAUUAUAGAAUUAGGUAAAUCACGAUUGAACAGUGCUAAAGUUGAUUUAUUACAAAUCAAAGAGAAUUUAGAUCAACUUACAUAUAAAGGUAAUAGUAUUGAUGAACAACUUACAAAAUAUGAACAGAAAUGUGAUACAUUUAAACAAAUGUCAACAUUAGUGAAAAUUAGUAAAUUAGACGAUUUAAUGACUGAAGCGAAAUUAACUGAUAUAACAUUGAAAUGGAAUGAAUUAUUCAUGGAAUUAGAACGAUUUAAACAUGAUACAUUAGAUCCUUAUGAAGUGUUACAUAAUAAAGCUACUUUAAAACCAUCUAAAGAUUAUGUGGGUGAUUUUACAAAACGUUAUGAUAAAUGUUUAACUGAUGUAAAAGUUAAACUUGAAGAAAGUAAAUGCAUUGGAUUGAAAUUAGGUAAAUUGAAAGAAAAGAUAGAAGAGUUUAAUGGAUCUUUUGAAGCAGCCUAUAUAAAGUAUAAAAAGUUAUUAAGUCAGUUGAGAAUUGAAUUUAAUGAACAAUAUACUCAUUGUAAACUAAGUGAAAUAUGUUAUUCAAUACAAAAGGCGAUGCAGCAAUCAAUUGUCAAUUUAAAAGAAUUCAACUCAAAUAUCAUUGAAAAAUUACAAACUACUUAUAAAGAUAUUAGUAGUCAAGCUGUAGAAUGUGAAUUAGAAUUAGCUAUUGAGAACUCAUUGAUAUUUAGUCGAUUCAAUGCAUUGAAAUCUGAACUAACAGAUUAUAUACAUGAUCUUGAUGAAUUGAACAAUGAACUUAUCAGUUUGACCACAGAUCUGGUGAAUUAUGAACAAUGGUUUGAAAAUUUAGAGAAACAAUAUCAACAAACCAAAACAGAGUUUAAUACAACGGAAAAAUUGUUAUUUAGUCAAAGUACUAUCUAUCAAUCAAUUACAGUGUUAUCAAUGAGUGAAUUAGAAAAUGAAUCGAAUAAUAAUUCAACUAGUUUAGGACAACUUAAUCUGCAGCAUCAAAAAUCAUUGCAAACACUUCUUGAAUUACGAAAAACUUCCAUGGAAUAUAAUCCACCAUUUAGUCUCCUUUCAGAAAGGCUUUCAACACUUAUUAGACAAAUAAUCAGUACACAUAAGUCGGUUUUGAAAAUGCACACUGAUAUACAAUCAGAUCGUCAAAUUGGAAGCAAUCGUAGCAUUGAUAUAAUUGAUCAAAAUUGUCACAAUGUUAAAGAGUCAUAUCAACAUUUAAUAAAUCUUAUUAAUCAAGACGCCAAUACACUACAAAUCAAAUCAACUUAUUUAACUCGAUUAAUACAAUCAAACAAAGAUUUAGAUAUAUGGAUAAAAGAAUUUUUACAAUUAAUCAAUCAAAUGAAACAAGAACCAAGUGAUCAUCAAAAUCGAAAAUUCUAUUUAUGCAAACAGAAUGAUGGUAGAACAGAUCAAAUUCAAUUAAAAUUGGAUAUUGGUAAAACUUAUAUUCAACCAAUCCAUGAAUGGGUGGAACAAUUAAAACAAAAUCAAGAAAUCGUGAAUAAACCAAUGAAUGAUUUAUUAAAUCAACAAAUUAAACGUUCCAAUCAAAUUUAUCAAUAUGCAAUGAAACUGACUGAAUUAAUGAAACAUGAACAGAAUCAACAUAAAGAAUUGAUGAAAAAUGUUGAAUUAGAAUUUCAUUCUAUUGAACAAUGGUUUAAACAAUGGCAAGAGAAAUAUGCCUUGAUGAAAUUGAAAAUCACUAAAUUAUUGACAAAACAAACUGGUUUAGAUGAUUUUAACAAAAUUGACAUGGAUAUUGAUCAGUGUAUUGAUAGUUUAACUGAAUUACACAAAGAAUUAACCACGAAACAAACUCUGCUGUCAAUGACUUAUGAAAAUGAUUUAAAUGCGACAGCGGAAUUCAAUCAUCAAUCGGCUCAAUUGAAAUUAUUAUUUCAAGAAUUUAAAGAAAAUACAUGUUGUAUUGAACAAAAUAUGAUUUGUUUAAAAUGUGUAAAAGUUAAAUUCAAAGAAUUGUGUAUUUAUUUGAAAAAAGCUAAACAAUGGACUGGAGAAAUUUCGGAACAAUUACCUAGAAUACGAGAUGGAAAGAGUCCAAUCAGAAUUUCACCUUAUCCACCAUCUAGAAAUGAAACAAAUAAACCAGGAUAUUGGAAAACAACAACUUAUCCAACUGAUAUCAUGCAUGCCACAACAAUCACAACACCAACUGGCAAAACAAUUUCCCUAAGACAAUCCAUCAAUAAUGAAUUUCGAUCACCUACACCAUCAUCAUACACAGUGACUACUCAUUUAUUACAACAAUCACGUUUUAAAAUGGAUGCAUUAAGUAAUUUCAUUGAAGAAAUCACUAAAUCUGCAUCAAUCACAGCAAAAGAUGUCAAUAAUCUCUUGGAUGAAUUAGAAGCUAAUCUUUCAGAAUUACGUAUUGAUUGUACAAUGAUUACAACAGAAAUUGAACAAAUUCAAGGUCAAGUAGAACAAAUUCUAUUACGCGCCAUUGAUGAGAAACAAAAUUUAGACAUUUUAAUUAAUCAAUUAAAUCAAUUAGAGGAUACAUUGAAUCAAUGUAAACAAUGGUUAAUGAUAAAUUUAACACAGAUGAAAAAAUUCACUCAACAAAUCAUUGUGGGCAUGAAUGAUUUAACAUUGAUGAAUAAUAAUCAGACGGUUGGUGAGAAAAUCGAUCAAUUAUUGAUCGAUAUUUAUUGUCCACUUGAUGGAAUUAUACAAAAUUAUCAGGUAUUUCAAAGUGAAUUAAUGUCACAAAAAUCAGAAUUAAUUCAAUUGAAUAGUUUAUGUGAAUCGAUUCAAGAAAAAACGAAUGAUUCCGGUGUAAGAAAUGCUUUAAAUCAAUUGUUAGUUCAAUAUCAUAGUUUAAUUAAAAGUUGUGAGGAUGUUUUAUCCAAACUUCAACUUGUUUUCAUGGAAAAUAGAGAAUUCCAAGUGUUAUGUAACAAUAUUAGAAAUUUCCUUAAUACUUUAACAACUGAACUAAAAAGUAUCAAUACAAAUGAUCAAGAUUCAAAUUUAUCUGGAAAUCAUUUAAACACAAUCGCGAGUAUACGUGAAAAAUUACGUUCAUCUCAACCGAAACUUUUAGAGCUUAGCGACAGAGCAGAUCGAAUUUGUCGAGCUUCAUCAACUGCAGCGUUAACAAUCAACCAAAUGUUUGUAACACAUGCUAGUCUAUUGGAUAGUACAGAUUCAAUUAAUUCACCUGUAUUUCUAGGCUACAAUCAACAUCAUCAGCAUCAACAACUUUCAACAAAUCGAUUUGGAAUAGACAAUUUACAAACAGAAACUGUUGGAUCUAGAGCUAAACGACAAUUGAAUGAAUUUAGAAAAGAAUUUAGUGAAAUUAGUCAACAAAUAACAGAGUAUCAAGAAAAAUUAAAUCAUUUAGUCAAUGAACAGAAAAAUUUAUCUGAACUAUCGAAUGAUUUACGUAGUUGGAUGGAGAAAACUGAGAAAAAGUUAAAUAUUCUAGAAGCAGGUAAAUUAAUGAAUUCAAAUAUAGAGGAGAGUGAACAAAAUAUCAAACCAUUAAUGCAUGGAUCUAUGAAAUUCAAUGAAAACAAUUGGAAUUCUUAUAUUCAACAAGUAACGGCUUUAAAUAAAGAACUUAAUGAAUAUUCACAGAAAAAUGAACAAAUUUGUGAAACUUUGUCAAAUACUACAAAGCCAAAUGGUCAAACAAAUAAAUUGAAUCAACUCACAGGAAGAUUUACUGAAAUGAAAGAAAGAAUUCAGCAAUUUGUCAGCUGGAUCAAUACUAUUCAACAGAACUAUACAACUUUUCGUGAAUCAGCACAAACUACUGAACGAUGGAUGAGUAGUAUAAAUUUUCGUCUUAUGUCAGCUGGUCAUAAUCAUACUAAUACUACUAAUAAUAAUAAUAAUAAUCUAACAGGAAAUUUAACUGCUUAUCAAGAUUCCACUACACAAAUUGAUCAAUUAUUGAAAGAAAUCGAUAAAGAAGGCAAAAAUCUUUUAGAGAACACUCACCACUUAGUUCAUUUACUGAUACAUAUUAUCACUAAAGAUCAAUUGACAAUGUCGAAAACGAAACGGAUUUGUGAAUCUGCUACAUGUUCCUAUCGUGAAAUUCCUAUGGAUCAUAGUAUAAUUGAUAAUUGGAAAUAUUUAGUGAAUAGUUCAAAUGAAGAAAAAUUAUUCGAUAAAAUUGUAUUGGAUAGUUUAGAAAGAAAUAAAGAAAUUCAAAUUAAUUACAUGAAUAUACAUUCGAAUGCCCAAUCGAUUAAGAAUCGACUAGAUGAUCAACUGAAUCGUUUCAAAGCUUACAUUGAUACAUUGAAUUCCACAGCUACAUUUAUAUUAAAUGAUUUACAGUCUUGGUGGAAACGAUUAAGUGUGAUCAGUCAAUCGUCAGCAGCAGUAGCUGCUGUAACAGGAUUAACAACAAUCACUAAUCCACUCAUUUCAACAUCAGAUCCAAUCUCUUCAAAUGUUACAGGAUAUACAAGUUAUCCAAAUAAAAGUUUUAUCAAUUAUCAAAUAGAUCGUUUAAAACAAUUGACAAUUGAAAAACCUCCAACAAAAGCCGUUAGUUUAGAAGAUGUUGGUCAUCAAUUAGCUAUGACAUUAGCUAUGCAAUCACAAUUGAUAACAAUGAAAAGAGAAUUAUCUACACUUGCAUAUAAAUGUGGAAUGUCCUCAAUGGACAUUGAAUAUAUUUCACAAGAAGCUGAUAAAAGCAUGAUGGAUGAUAAUAAAGGCAAUAGUUCAGAUCAAAAUUUAUUGAAAUUAUUGGCCAGGCAUGUACAAAAUGCAAUCGAAAUAGAAAAUAGAAAGCUUGAAUGUCAUAUUGAACAAUUACGUGAAUUACGAAUAAAAUGGGAGAAUUAUGUUAAAGAACGUGAUACAUUUGGUCGUUGGUUAUCUGAACGUCAAACAGCUUGUCAUCAUUUGUUGGAAUUGAGAUCAAAAUCAACACAACCCGAAGAUGAAGAGAGUAGAGCACUUGAAUUUAUACAAAAAUUUCCAACUAUUUAUCAGGAUUUUCUGCAUAGUUUAGAAGAGAAACAAUAUCAAAUCAAUGAAUUGACAAAAAUGCAUCAAGAACUUGUUCAACAUAAUACACAAAUCAUUGAUCCACUAUUAGAUAGAUUAAGCACAGAAUUUAAAAAUCUACUCAACCAAACAACAUCAAGAAUACGUCGAGUGGAGAAAGCAAAGAAUGAGCGGAAAAGUGUUGAGGAAUCACAUUCUGAAUAUCGUGGUAAAAUACCAAUUUUACCAGAGAAAGCAGAAGCACUUGUUCAUAGUUCAGCUAAAACAUUGAAACAUACAAAAUUACUUCAUGAAUUAGCUAAAUCGGUGAAUCAAUUGAAAAAUGAAGUGAUCACUGGUGAAGUGGAUGCACAAAGAAAUUACUUGAUCGAUCAAAGAUAUUAUUCGGUUCCUUCAAAUACACCGAUUCCUUCAAUCAACAUUGUACAACAAACAAUGCCAGCAGAAUCAAUUCGAAAAAAUCUACCGCCACUUUAUCAUUAUCAUAAUUAUUAUUAUAAUUAUCCAGAAAUUCAAUUAACUAACCCUAAUCAGUCAACUAGCAUGAAUCGAUUGCAAAAAGUUUCACUUGAUGAUUUACCUAAUUGGUGUAUAGAUGAUGUGAAAAAUCCGCCAUAUCGAUAUGAUAAUUUUAAACAAACCGCUGGUUUUUCAUCAUCAGCAUCAGCAUCAGCAUCAUCAUUAUCUCAUCAGUUUAAACAUGAUCUAGUUCAAUCGAAUACAACUAAAUCUUGUACAUAUUCACAAAGAAAAGAUGGAUCACUUCAUGAAAAAAAACGAUCAAAUACACCAGUCUAUUCAUCAUCAUCAUUAUCAACAUCAUACAAAAGUUCCAUACCGAAACCAGAUGUUUUCAUGAAAUCUCGUAGUCCUAAAAAAGCCAAUUCAUCACCAACGUCUCGUGAAAGUAGGCCAACAUCAAAAAGUAUGAAUAUACCAUAUGAUACUAGAAAAAGAAUCAUCAGUCGAACAGAAUCACCAAUUAUUAAAUCUAGACAAAUGACAACUUCUUCUACCAGUUUAAAUCAUCAUAAUAUUCCAAUGUUACGAACUAAAAGUGUUGCAAAAUAA
Schistosoma turkestanicum is the source of this 6156-nucleotide messenger RNA. The record is from the annotation of a GenBank genome assembly. NCBI's taxonomy places the organism in Eukaryota, Metazoa, Platyhelminthes, Trematoda, Strigeidida, Schistosomatidae.